UAUUCAAUAGAACUAUUUGUUUAUGACCUAGGUCCUAGAGACUAGUAGAGAUCUAUUCUAUUAGAGAACUAGAGGCUAGAAUCUAGAUCUAGAAUCAAUCAAUUUAGAGUCUAGAUCUAGAAUCUAUAGAUAUCUAGAUCUAUAUGAAAGAUUCUAGAUCUGGAUUUUUAUAAGCCUUGUAACAUGGCUCUACGACACCGCCAUGUGAUAAAAACAUUGUCAAUGUCAUCGCGCUUGAAACUUCUUCAAAAUUCUGGUACCAAAAAGUUUGAAUCUAAACAGUUAUCUACUGCACAUCCUACAAACCUGAUUGGAGCUGUUUGCAUAGAGAGAUAUCCAGUUAUUACUGCCACCAAAACCAAAUUAGAGGAGCGCUUUUCUAAUUUAUUAUCACAAAUAGAAUUAGAAAAAAGUCACUAUUCGGAUCAUGAAGUGAGGUUGAUGCGUGAAAAAAAAAAUGUUAAGAGCAAAACAGAUGAGGAAGAAACCCAUGCUGAAGCUCAGACUGGCCUUGACCUUGAAGACAAAUGGGAUGCAGAAUUGAAAGCAUUUCAGCCUGCCUCAAGAGAAACUGAAGCAGAUCGGAAAAAGGACAGGCAGUCUCUUGAAAGGCAACUAGAUUCCUGCCUGUAUUUAGUCAUCAAACAAAACAUUAAUGGCAAAGAUCACUGGAUUUUGCCUCAAAUUUCUUGGCAAGAAGGUGAAAAUUUGCGACAGACAGCUGAAAGAGCUUUAGCUUCAAUUGGUGGAAAUAUUAAAGCAACAUUCUUAGGAAAUGCACCAUGCGGAGUUGCUAAAUUUGAGCCUGAUAAGAUAUUUUUCUUUAAAGCCUGGUACAGAGACGGACAAGUCAUACUCAACAAAGACUUCGCCAAAGAUUAUUUAUGGUUGACCAGAAAUGAAUUAUCACAAUAUUGUUUUCCUACAUAUAGUAAAAAUAUUAAAAAAUUUAUACCUCCUUUCUGAACAUUUGGUUCAAGAAAUGCUGUUUAAUGUAUAAUAUAUAUAUGGUACCUUCCUGACAAUAAUGACAAUGUUCUAGAUGGAUUUGUUACUGUGAACUUGUGCUAUACAUUUAUUACAUUUCAUUUAAACAUUUCAUUGUCAUGUAAACUUAAAUUUAAAUAAAUAAAAAAAUGAA
Biomphalaria glabrata is the source of this 1141-nucleotide messenger RNA. Its product is annotated as 39S ribosomal protein L46, mitochondrial-like. NCBI's taxonomy places the organism in Eukaryota, Metazoa, Mollusca, Gastropoda, Planorbidae. Bases 184 to 966 code for a protein of 260 amino acids. The record is from RefSeq and is a predicted model, not a curated record. Gene Ontology annotation, cellular component: mitochondrial large ribosomal subunit. The transcript has 5 exons. Gene Ontology annotation, molecular function: structural constituent of ribosome.